CAACUGUCAUGACAACAUUCACAACUCAAGUACACUACGAGUUGCUUGUUGGGAAUUAAAUCUAUUAAUAAAACGUUAAUUAUCUCAAGAUUACAAUGGCUAUGCGAGAUUACGCAGCAGACAAAGAAACACUGAAGAAUUUCUUCGUGGAUUUCUGCCAAACCGAUGACGAGGGGCAUAAGCUCUUUAAAUAUGCUGAACAACUCACUAGAGUCGCUCACAGAGAACAGGUGGCAUUUACUGUGGAGCUGGAUGACCUGCACGAAACAAAUGAGGAUCUGGCGGAGGCGGUGCGCCAGAACACGCGUCGAUACACGAGCAUGGUGUCGGACGUAGUGUAUGAGAUGCUACCUGACUACAAACACAGAGAGGUUAGUGCUAAAGACGCAUUAGAUGUAUAUAUUGAGCACCGGAUUGUGCUGGAGGCGCGGAACCACAGGAUCCCAGGGGAGAUGAGGGAUCCCAGGAAUCGGUACCCUCCAGAGCUGAUAAGACGAUUUGAAGUGUACUUCAAAGAUCUGUCUAGUGCCAAGUCUGUACCAAUUAGAGAAGUAAAGGCUGAACACAUUGGCAAAUUGACAACAGUAAGAGGCAUAGUGACGCGUUGCACGGAAGUGAAGCCGCUGCUGGUGGUGGCGACGUACUCGUGCGGCGCGUGCGGCGCCGAGACCUACCAGCCGGUGCGCGCGCUGCACUUCACGCCGCCGCCCGCCUGCGCCGCCGACGCCUGCCGCCUCAACAACGCCGCCGGACAGCUGCACCUGCAGACGCGCGGCUCGCGCUUCCAGAAGUUCCAGGAGAUCAAGAUACAAGAACAUUCGGACCAAGUGCCGGUGGGGCAUAUCCCGCGGCAGCUGGCGGUGUACUGCCGCGGCGAGCAGUGCCGGCGCGCGCAGCCCGGCGACCACGUGGCGGUCACCGGUGUCUUCCUGCCGCUGCUGGGCGCCGGCUUCCGCCAGAUCACGCAGGGGCUGCUCUCCGACACCUACCUCGAGGCGCACGGCGUGACGUGCGUGAACGCGAGCGACGAGUGCGAGAGCGCGGAGGCGUUGUCCGAGGAGGAGCUGGCCGAGCUGGCGGAGGAGCAGCUGUACGCGCGCAUGGCGCGCUCGCUGGCGCCCGAGAUCUACGGCCACGAGGACGUCAAGAAGGCGCUGCUGCUGCUGCUCGUCGGCGGCGUCGACAGGCGGCCGAACGGUAUGAAGAUCCGCGGCAACAUCAACAUCUGCCUGAUGGGCGACCCGGGCGUGGCCAAGUCGCAGCUGCUCAACUACAUCGACCGGCUGGCGCCGCGCAGCCAGUACACCACCGGCCGCGGCUCCUCGGGCGUCGGCCUCACUGCCGCCGUCAUGAAGGAUCCGUUUACAGGCGAGAUGAUGCUGGAAGGCGGCGCGUUGGUGCUGGCCGACCAGGGCGUGUGCUGCAUCGACGAGUUCGACAAGAUGGCCGACGCCGACCGCACCGCCAUCCACGAGGUCAUGGAGCAGCAGACCAUCAGCAUCGCAAAGGCGGGAAUAAUGACGUGCCUGAACGCGCGCGUGUCGAUCCUGGCGGCGGCGAACCCCGCCUACGGCCGCUACAACCCCAAGCGCAGCGUCGAGCAGAACAUCCAACUGCCCGCCGCACUACUCUCGCGGUUCGACCUGCUGUGGCUCAUCCGCGACCAGCCUAAUCGCGAGAAGGAUCUGGAGCUAGCGAAGCACAUAACGUACGUGCACCAGCACGGCGCGCAGCCGGCGGCGGAGACGCGCGCGCUGCCCAUGCGCCUCGUGCGCCGCUACGUGGCCCUCGCGCGCCGCAAGCAGCCCGUCGUGCCGCGCCACCUCGCCGACUACAUCGUCUCGUCAUACGUGGAGCUGCGGCGGGAAGCACGCAACGCGCGUGACGUCACCUUCACCUCCGCAAGGAACUUGCUUGCAAUCUUGCGCCUCUCCACCGCUUUAGCCCGUCUCAGAUUGUCGGACGUAGUAGAAAAAGAAGAUGUGUCAGAAGCCAUCCGCCUCGUGGAGAUGUCUAAACAGUCACUACAGCAUGUUGACGAAAAUUUCCAAAGGGGCAUCAGCUCGACGGACCGCAUCUUCGCGGUGGUGCGCGACCUGGCGGGCGCUAGCCAGACCGUGAAGAUCGCUGACGUUAUAGAGCGCUGCGUGGACAAGGGGUUCAAACCCGACCAGGUGGAGGCGUGCAUCGAGGAGUACGAGAACCUGAACGUGUGGCAGGUCAACCAGGUGCGCACCAAGAUCACCUUCAUGUGACCUGCUACUCUUUACUGUCUAAUGUUACGUUACGAGUACCUUUUAUAUGUAUUACCCACUAAGUUGUUUUUGUUGCAUUUAAAUUGUCCACGAUUUUCGUUCUUACAUUCUCUCAUUUAAAUUUAUUAUCAUAUUAAAUUAUUAAACAUUAUCAAGUGCCUGCCGUCGUUGACAACGCAUAAUAUAAAUAAAAGCCAUCCAUCACCUCACAUUAUCUGGACAAAUAUAAAUCCAACCAGAAUAACUAUGAUUUUUUAGUUUUGUAGAUAUAUUUGAGUAAUAAAAAUAGGUCUAGACCGAGGUUCGAGGCGCCCAGGCCAAGACAAAUGCAAUUUUGCUAUGUCAAAAUUAAGAUAAAAUUAGGAUGCAAUGAGACCCCUUUAUAGGCCUCUGGGCGGCUAGAGGUUGGUUUGGUUUUAAUCACUGAUUUUAAUUCACUUAACAAUUUGUAAUGUCAAUAUUUUACUACAGCUACACUUAACUCUAGAGUAGUCGCGCCUCUCCGUGUAACGCGAGUGCUCGCGUAGGGAGCAUUUUGCCGCCUAUAAUUAACAUGACUUUUUAUUUAAUAUAAUAACUAAAUCAUUUUGAAAUCAUUUUUAUGGGAUAAAAUAAAUCAAAUACUGUUAGAAAAAGUAACUAGCGUUAUAAUUUUAUACUUAAUAGUACAUUAAAUAAAAAUCAGGAAAUCUUAGGUAAAAAUAUUUUAAUUUUAACACGGCCUUUGCCUUAGCUUUCAUAAAAAAAAGAAAUAUUGAUGUUUUUAACAAAAUUAAACGUUUUGAUUAUCUCCUACAUACGUUUUAGCAAAACAAUCCUAGUACAUGUAGGCCACCAAACGAAGGAAAAACAGGGGAAAUAAUUCGUGUAUAAGCGAAUUUUGGCACAGUUGUAGGUAAAAGUGCCUUACACAACAUACUGAAAGUACUGGUGGAUGGGGGUUGUGCUAACGGGUGGGGGGAGGUUUAAAGGUCCCUUUUUUUUGUUUUUCGUAAAUAACUCGUAAACGGUGGCUCAUAACAAAAAAUGUUCUUAUACAUAAGUAAUCUACAUAAAAUUGUCUACAAGAAAGAUUCCGUACACUUUUGCUAGGGUCAAUAUUCAAAAAGAUAUCAACACGGGAACGUUACUUAAAAUCAAUUCUGUGAUCUGUUUUUUUAUAUUUUCGUAUAUAAUUCGUAAAGAGUGACCAAUAGCAAAAAAUGUUCUGAAACGUAAAUAAUCUACACAAAAUUUCCUACAAAAAAGAUACAGUACACUUUUCGCAAAGAUCAAUAUGCGUAAAGAAAUAAUGUUAUUUAUAAUCAAAUCUGAGGUUCAUUUAUUUUUAGUUUUUGUUAGAAAAUGUUCUACGACGUAAAUAAUCUACAUACAAUUGGCUACAAAAAACAUACUGAAUACUUAUCACUAGGCUCAAUAUUCAAAAAGAUAGUAAAGCCAGAAAGUUAAUUAUAAUCAAUUUUAAAGUCUCUUUUUAGUUUUUCAUAAAUAACUCGUAAACGGUAGCCCAUAUCAAGAGUGUUCUAGAACAUAAAUAAUCUACAUAACAUUUUCUAUAAAACACAAAUCGAAUAUUUUUCUCAGGGAUUAAUAUUUAAAAAGAUAUUAAAGGGGGAAUGUUAAUUACAAUCACUUCUCAGGUCCCUUUUAUUUGGUUUUUCAUAAAUAACUCGUAAACGGUUGCCUAUUGCAAAAAAAAACGUUAUACUUAAGUAAUCCUGAUAAAAUUGUCUACAAAAAAUAUUAUUUAUACUUUUUCGCUAGGAUCAAUAUUUCACGAGAUAUUAAAGGGGGAAAGUUAAUUAUAAUCAAUUUGCAGGUGUUUUUUUUUAGUUUUUCGUAAAUAACUUGUAAACGGUGGCCCAUAGCAAAAAAUGUUCUUAUACAUAAAUAAUUAACAAAAAAUUGCCUACAAGAAAGAUCUCGUACACUUUUUCGCUAGGAUCAAUAUUUAAAAAGAUACUAAAGAGAGAAAUUUAAUUAUAAUCAAUUCUAUACAUAAUAGUAACCUUAUUUUUAAGAUUGGGACGUAUAAUUCUAUAAAUAAAUUUUCUUAUUAUCUUCUAAAACUAAAAUCAUCAUCAUCAUUAUCAUCAUUGCUGAUGGUGAUUUCGAUGGGGGCUCCGUUAGUGCAGGGGCCAGAGCAUACACCACAGACACUGGAGCACAAAAUUCCUGCUUUCCGGCAGCCGCAUCACACCCCACACCCGGUCGUGCAUCGGCAAAAUAUGGUGUUGAGAAUGGAGUCAGGUGCCACUGGGUCGUUGGUUGUCACCGGCUUUAGGAUGCCAUCGUCCCCUCUCGCCAAUCCCCAUUAGGUAGGUGGUAAGGGGUUACCCAGCAUUACAUUUUUGACUUUUCCUGAACUAGUGCAGUCGACUGUAACACUAUUAUAGCGCAAAUGUCAAAAUCAAUGUUGCAGCGCGAUUUUCGUCAUUUGCGACAGUAAUGCGGUUGGCAGUAAUGUCCUGGUGGAAUACUGUAGCAGUAAUGCUGACGUAGUCUAAAUCCAAACGGUACCUUAAGGCUCAUAUGAAAAUGUAGUAGUAGAAAUUUUCGUUGUCUUCGGGUAAGUCUCGGUAGCUCAGUUAGCUUGGCAGAGCGAUCGGUUGGUUCCAGAGUCGUCAGUUCGUAUCUCGCCCGAGACAGUUUAUUUUUUAUUUCUUACGUAGAUAAUAAACACAUACAUAACAUAAAAUUGACUAAAGUAGAAUUGAAUAUAAUUACCUAACGUCCCCCCUUUAAUACCUUUUUAAUCGUUCGUUUUUGUACAAAAUUUUAUGUAGAUUAUUUAUGUUCCGGAAUAUUUUUUGCUGUGGGAUACCGUUGACGAGUAAUUUACGAAAAACUAUAAAAAGGGAGCAUAGAAUUGAUUAUAACUAACUUUCCGGCUUUAAUAUCUUUUUUACUAUUGAUCCUAGCGAAAAAGUGUACGGAAUCUUUCUUGUAGGCAAUUUUACGUAUAACAAUAUUUUUUGCUAUGAGCCACCGUUUACGAGUUAUUUACGAAAAACUAAAAAAAGGGACCUUUAAACCCCCCUCCACCCGUUAGCACAACCCCCAUCCACAAGUACUUUCAGUAUGUUGUGUAAGGCACUUUUACCUACAACUGUGCGAAAAUUCGCUUAUACACGAAUUAUUUCACCUGUGUGGCUGUUUUUGGUCUUCAUUUGGUGGCCUAAUGGGUAUACAAUAUAAGUUGCACAGUAACUUUGCACUUAUAUUGUGCUCUUUUUGGACCUUCUAUUUUCCUUGUAUGGGCAUAGUGCACAUAAUGUAUCUUCUCCACCUAAGGGUGUAUUUUGGUGUUCAGAUGACACAAAAUAGGAGGUUUGGUUUCCCAAUGUUUCUGUAAAGUAUUUACGUUAGAUCUUUUGAUUAUAUAUGGUAUGAACAGCGCUCGAAGCAUUUCUUUCAAAAAGGUUCGUCUCAAUAACAUGUUCUUAGUAAGUUCAAAAAAAAAAUGAGAAUAAAUUAAAUCAUUUUAUCUAUUAUUUUUUACUUUGUUACUAUCAAAACAAUAUUAAACUUAAUAAAAACUAUUAAUAUUUUGACUUAAGAAAAAAAAACGGACCCCAAAUUUUACAUACGUGAGUAGUCGCGCGGUGAGCAAUUUGCCGCCAUACGCGACACAGCGGCAGCAACAUUUGCUUCCUGCAGUCACCCACGCACCAAAUUUCUCCAAAUUUGGAAAAUAAAGAGCUAAAGAACAGGGGGGCAGCUACUAGGACGCAUGGCCUUGAUAAACGAAUUGUUUUCAAGUAAUCACAGUUUUUUCGCUGAGUUCGGCAAAAUGCUCAUAGCGCGAGCACUCUAGGGUUAAUAAAAUGCAGAUGUAUUUACUGGUAUUUUAGAUGUAUGUUUCAUCACGUCAAUU
Cydia splendana is the source of this 6132-nucleotide messenger RNA. RefSeq names its product DNA replication licensing factor Mcm7 (gene Mcm7). The coding region runs from base 96 to 2255 and encodes 719 amino acids. Gene Ontology annotation, cellular component: nucleus; MCM complex. The transcript is spliced from 16 exons. Lineage: Eukaryota; Metazoa; Arthropoda; Insecta; Lepidoptera; Tortricidae. Gene Ontology annotation, biological process: DNA replication; DNA replication initiation; DNA strand elongation involved in DNA replication. The record is from RefSeq and is a predicted model, not a curated record. Gene Ontology annotation, molecular function: ATP hydrolysis activity; single-stranded DNA helicase activity; single-stranded DNA binding.